This is a messenger RNA of Epithele typhae, 648 nucleotides long. RefSeq lists its product as uncharacterized. NCBI's taxonomy places the organism in Eukaryota, Fungi, Basidiomycota, Agaricomycetes, Polyporales, Epitheliaceae. Bases 1 to 648 code for a protein of 215 amino acids. The transcript has 5 exons. The record is from RefSeq and is a predicted model, not a curated record.
AUGCCAACCAUCGCGAUCGGCCGCUCCAGUCCCGAGGACGCUUCAACGUUCAACACACAGACCCACCCUCCCUUCCUCCGCCCAACCCACCUCUACCCCCGCCCUUCGAGCGGACCAACGACGUCCUCGAAGACCCCCGUUCGCACCCCAGCCGGGCCAAGCGUCGUUCACGACCUCACCAAUUACUACCGCCGCGCUCCUCCCCUCCACUGCCGACCGCCAGAUACCCUGCACGCCGGCGUCGUAAGCUCGGCGUACACCCACAUCGCCUUGUUCCAGGAGCAGCACUACACCGGUGUCGAGGUAUUCUACAAGCCGCUGACGUUGACCGCGCUCGGGGCGGGGCUCAUGGUGCUGGCGUACGAUGACCGUUCUAGCGCACAACACCCAGGCGCGACCCAAGCGUAUGAGCUCGCGCUCGUUUUCUUGGUCCUCAUCAUCCUAGACUUGGCGCGGUCGAUGAUGACAUGCUUCAACCCCAAGUUGGGCCGGCCGCUGCCCGAGAAGAGCGACCGUCCGGUCGAGAACGCAUGGGCAUCAAUAUGCACUCCCUUUGACCCACGCUCUCGGUUGGUUUACCUAGGCGUUGAUCCUGCACGACUGCUGGUUCUGUUCGGCCCUCUAAACCUCGCCGAUGACAGCUUUUGA